CAGCGCGGAAUACGGCAGCACGCGCGACACUCCCCCGUUCUGGAUUGGUUAAACGGGAGGUCAAAGUUAAAAAGUGGGCCGACUCGCUCUCGAAGCAGACUUUGUACUUCCUCCCUGUGCUGACUGUAGUGUCAGACAACUCGAGUCCUGAUAUGUGGAUCAGGUCGCUGGCGGCGGGUGCCUGCGCUCUCGGUGUGCUCGGAGCUGUCGCGCGCAGAUUCGGUCCCACGGCCUCGUUUCACUCCGCUCCUAGGAAGUCGUCUCUGGUGGAGCAGACAGACAUGAAGAUAGAACUGCUGCCCGCGCUCACCGACAACUACAUGUACCUCCUCAUCGACGAAGACACCAGGGAAGCGGCCAUCGUCGACCCAGUCGAGCCUCAGAAAGUCGUAGAUGCGGUCAAAAAGCAUGGCGUGAAGCUCAAGACUGUCCUGACCACCCACCAUCACUGGGAUCACGCAGGAGGUAAUGAGAAGCUGGUGAAGCUGAUGCCGGGGCUGACCGUGUACGGCGGAGAUGACCGAGUGGGUGCUUUAACUCAGAAAGUCACACACUACAGCACUUUCAAAGUGGGCUCUCUGAAUGUAAAGUGUUUGUUCACGCCGUGUCACACCAGCGGUCACAUUUGCUAUUUUGUAACAAAAGAAAACAGCACUGAACCACCAGCUGUGUUUACAGGCGAUACUCUGUUCGUGGCCGGCUGCGGAAAGUUUUUUGAGGGGACCGCUGAUGAGAUGUAUAAAGCCCUGAUCGAGAUUUUAGGCCGUCUUCCUCCAGAGACGCGCGUGUACUGCGGUCACGAGUACACCAUCAAUAACCUGAAGUUCGCGCGGCACGUCGAGCCGAAAAAUGAAGCCAUCCAGAAAAAGCUAGCGUGGGCCAAGGAGAAGUACGACAACGGAGAGCCAACCAUUCCCUCUACGGUGGCGGACGAGUUCACGUUUAACCCCUUCAUGAGAGUCAGAGAGAAGUCCGUACAAGAGCACGCCGGGACCAGUGACCCGAUCGAAGCCAUGAAAAGCGUCCGUAAGGAGAAGGACGGCUUUAGAGUCCCAAAGAACUGAGCUUUCAGGCUGGUCUCCAUCAACACCACGCUCAUGUCUCAUCUACAGCACAAGCACAAUUAUCGAGCUGCUUAUUUUCACCUUUUUUUUUUUUUCCUUCGAGGCAGCGUAUCGUCUUCGGUGAGCAAUACACAGGACUGUUAACCCCGUAAAACAAUGCAUUUAAAACACCGCUGCAAGCAAUAGAUCAAACAAAAACGAAUUAUUUACUUUUACAGAAACUUCAUAAUAUCAUACCGGGUCUGUUUUGAGAAGGCAAGGUCGUAUUUACGUAAGGUCACGUAGGUUUUUUUUUUGGACGCAUUCAGCUUUUCGGGAACGAAACAGGCCACGAACCGAUGAUACGUGGUUAAAUGUUUUCUUAAUGUGCAAUGUUUUAUUUUGUAAAAUCAAAAAUAAUUAUUUUUAAGAUGUUAUAAACGAAGCGAGGUGUUCCAGCUAAAUUAUAUUUGGUGUAUUUUUAUGUCCAUCAGAAAACGGGAUUCGGUGAAAUGGUUUAUUUUGAUGUUUCUGAAUGAUUUUGAAUGUUGGAUAUAUGAUCGAACGCUGCACACCGGUCUCAGCUUUUCGCCUAGUUGUAGCUCAUCCAGUUAUCGUUUCAGCUGAACUUGCACUUUUUGUGAUCAAAAAUAACAUUAAUAAUUAUAGUGUUCAAACUGAAUAAAGUCUUAAUGUAAGUUUA
Messenger RNA from Puntigrus tetrazona (Sumatra barb), 1746 nucleotides. RefSeq names its product hydroxyacylglutathione hydrolase (gene hagh). Bases 153 to 1064 code for a protein of 303 amino acids. Gene Ontology annotation, molecular function: hydroxyacylglutathione hydrolase activity. Gene Ontology annotation, cellular component: mitochondrion. The transcript has 10 exons. The record is from RefSeq and is a predicted model, not a curated record. Gene Ontology annotation, biological process: glutathione metabolic process. NCBI's taxonomy places the organism in Eukaryota, Metazoa, Chordata, Actinopteri, Cypriniformes, Cyprinidae.